Molecule: messenger RNA, 1333 nt
Organism: Pangasianodon hypophthalmus (striped catfish)
Lineage: Eukaryota; Metazoa; Chordata; Actinopteri; Siluriformes; Pangasiidae
Product: cell adhesion molecule DSCAM-like
Exons: 7
Coding region: 1-939 (312 amino acids)
Biological process (GO): positive regulation of T cell proliferation; negative regulation of T cell proliferation; cell surface receptor signaling pathway
Cellular component (GO): external side of plasma membrane
Source: RefSeq, a predicted model, not a curated record
AUGCCACUCCUCUUCCAGGCUCCUCAAAAAGGCAGUCUUUCCGCCCCUGGCUCUGCCCCCUGCUCCACAGGAUUUGCCUUUUGUGAUGUUCAUGUCACUGAAGGCUGCAGGCUGGAAGGAAACAGUGAGACAAAACCCAUCACUGCAUACACAGGAGACUCAGUACUGCUGCCCUGCUCCUGCACUGACCUUCACACCAAACCUGACACCUUCACAUGGAGGAAAUACACAAAAGAUUGGGUAGAGAUAUCUCCUGAGAGGGAGCAGUACAAAGACAGAUUUCAGCUGGUUAAUGAUCACUCUUCAGGAAAUCACUCUCUACUCAUAUCACACCUGACUGAAGAGGAUGGAGGAGAUUACAGGUGUAGUCUUAAAGAGAGUGAAUACAGAGACUUCAGACUCACUGUUAAAGGUUGCACACUGAAUCAACAGACAGUGACUGUGACUGGAUACGUGGGACAGUCUGUCCUUCUGCCCUGCUCCUGCUCUGAACUACAAGCCAAACCACACACUUUCACAUGGAUCUUUUUUAAAGGAUCUGAUCCCAAAGAAAUCUUCCCAAAGGACCAAACAAAUCGCUACACACACAGAGUUCAGCUCUUUAAUGAUCAUCUCCCAGGAAAUCUCUCUCUGCUCAUAUCACACCUGACUGUAGAGGAUGGAGGAUGGUACAGGUGUGAGACCGGCAACACUAUCGAUGCAAACGUUCAGCUCAUAAUAAAAGACGCACCAACAAGACCUUCAACAUCCACAGCAGUGAUCACAACAACUUCACCUAAUUCCAAACCAGAGCCUCUUCCCUUCGUCCCCUUCGCCCUGGUGACUGUGAUCUUUCUGCACAUUAUCGUGGCUGUGGUCUAUUGCAGCACCAGAAAGAAAGGUCCUGAUACAGUUCAUUACAGCAGAGCUGAUGGAGAUGGAACAGUGAGUCUGCAGUAGAGAAGAACUCAAUCAGCUGAUCCAGCAAUAAAGUAAUAAAGAGAGUUGCUCAUAAAUAGUCUUGCAUAAAUAGUUCUGUAAAUACUGUAGCUUCAUUUUUAUUCACAAUUUGUUCUUUCCAACCCUUUUAGACUUUCAGCUUUCCAUUUUAUGUCUAAUAAUAUUUUAACUAAAUUAUAGAACAUGUGUGGUUAGAUUUAAACAGUUUUAUUGCUGAUAAUCACAUGCUUUUGAAGCCUUCUUCACUUUCACAAUAUUUACAUCAUUAAAAACUAGGCACAUUAUAUUUUUUCCCUCACAAAAUAUUGUAAUGUUCUUGGUCCUGUAUUGUAAAUGCUAUCAGAACUGAUGUAUUCUGACUAACACUGGUGCGCUUUCCUUUUUUACUUUUAAA